This is a messenger RNA of Dipodomys ordii (Ord's kangaroo rat), 920 nucleotides long. It is a transcript of the gene Hyi, whose product is annotated as hydroxypyruvate isomerase (putative). The coding region runs from base 31 to 831 and encodes 266 amino acids. The record is from RefSeq and is a predicted model, not a curated record. NCBI's taxonomy places the organism in Eukaryota, Metazoa, Chordata, Mammalia, Rodentia, Heteromyidae. The transcript has 8 exons. Gene Ontology annotation, biological process: glyoxylate metabolic process. Gene Ontology annotation, molecular function: hydroxypyruvate isomerase activity.
CUCUGUCCCGUCCGCCCCGCUGGCCGCGGCAUGGCUCCGGUCCGCUUCUCCGCCAAUCUGUCCUGGCUGUUCCCCGAGCUCCCCGGGCUCCCCGCGCGACUGCAGGCCGCGGGCCGCGCGGGCUUCGAGGCCGCCGAGGUGGCCUGGCCGUACACCGAGGGGGCCCAGCCCCCACUGACGCCCGCUCUUUCCGCAGGAGACCGAGAGAAGGGGGACAUGGGGCUGGGGGCCGUCCCCGGGAGGCAGGCGGCCUUCCGCGAGGGGCUGGAGCAGGCCGUCCUGUACGCCAAGGCUCUGGGCUGCCCCAGGAUACACUUAAUGGCUGGCCGGGUACCCCAGGGGGCUGACCGAGGUGCAGUCAGGGGUGAGAUGGAGACAGUUUUUCUGGAGAACCUGAGGCAUGCAGCUGAUGUUUUGGCUCAGGAGAACCUCGUGGGACUGCUGGAGCCCAUUAACACCCGGAUCACUGACCCCCAAUACUUCCUGGACACGCCCCAGCAGGCGGCAGCCAUCUUACAGAAGGUGGGAAGACCCAAUCUCCAACUACAAAUGGACAUAUUCCACUGGCAGAUCAUGGAUGGAAACCUGACAGGAAAUAUCCGAGAGUUCCUGCCCAUUGUUGGGCAUGUGCAGGUGGCACAGGUCCCAGGUCGAGGUGAGCCAGACAGCCCUGGAGAGCUGUACUUCCCCUACCUGUUCCAGCUGCUGGAAGAUGAAGGCUACCAAGGUUUUGUGGGCUGCGAGUAUCAGCCUCAAGGAGACACAGUGGAGGGUCUAAGUUGGCUGCGUUCAUACUGGGAUAGGCGAGGCCAACCACAGACUGGCCAGUGAGGUCCUGCAAACUACCUGAAUACUUCUCUGGACAGUGAGUGAGCGUCUUAUCUCUUCCUCUGAAUUAAAGACAACCUGCUAAGCAUUUU